Messenger RNA from Paramisgurnus dabryanus, 3447 nucleotides. RefSeq lists its product as uncharacterized. The record is from RefSeq and is a predicted model, not a curated record. Gene Ontology annotation, biological process: regulation of transcription by RNA polymerase II. Gene Ontology annotation, molecular function: DNA-binding transcription factor activity; RNA polymerase II cis-regulatory region sequence-specific DNA binding. Lineage: Eukaryota; Metazoa; Chordata; Actinopteri; Cypriniformes; Cobitidae.
GCUCGCGUGUGUGAUGUGUUUGUGUAUCCUCAGUGUUUUUCUCUCGUGAGUGUUUUAUUGAGUGUAAACAGAGUCUUGUCUCUGUGUAUUUUAGUGUGGAUGAUGAGAUGGAUGUGAUGUGCUGUAAAUCAGGAACUGAUCAGGUCUUACAGGAUGAGGAAUCUACUGAUCAAACCUCCAGAGAGUCUCUGGAUUCUGUCUGGAACGCUGGAGAACAGCAGCAGAUCCUGCAGACCAAACUCAAGAUGUGUUCAGUCAAACUCAUCGACUUCAGGAACCUCAUGAUGAAGAUCAAAACUGAACAUACAGAAAUAAAAACUGAAGCUACAGAAGUGGAAGACCACACUGGUGAUGAAGAUGAGAGUUGUGGUGAUGAUUUUAUUCCUUCAGAUGAGAAGAGCCAUUCAUGGUCUGAGGGAGAAAUAAAAUCGUCCACAUCAAAAGAAAGACAUUUAGAGAGACAUGAGAGAAAACACACAGAAGAGAAAAUCUUCACCUGCAGGGGAUCUGAGAUCAGCUUUACUACCUUACAAGAGAAGAAACUUCAUUCAGAAGAGCACAGAGAGAAGAAGAAGAAGAGGCAGUUUCACUGUGAGCAGUGUGGGAAGGGUUUUGUCAUCUUAUCUCAGCUGAAAGUUCACAUGAAGACACACAGUGGUGAAAAACCUUUCUACUGCAAUGAAUGUGGCAAAUACUACACCACCAAACAAAUUCUUGAUGUUCAUCAGAGAAUUCACACAGGAGAAAAACCCUAUCAAUGUUCACACUGUGAUAAACGUUUCUGUAAGAAAUCUCAGCUGAUAAGCCAUGAGAGAAUUCACAUUGAAGAGAAACCUUAUCACUGCUCUUACUGUGGAAAAGGAUUUUCUGAUUCAUCUCAAUUAAAAAUUCAUCUGAGAAUUCACACUAGAGAGAACCCUUACCAAUGCUCUCAUUGUGAGAAGAUGUUUACUAAGUCAAGUAACUUAAAAGCCCAUGAGAGAGUUCACACUGGAGAGAAACCUUACCACUGUGGUGUUUGUGGGAAGAGUUUUAAUCAAAAUAGCAGUUUAGUGUCACACCAGAGAACUCAUACACGUGAAAAACCUUACAAAUGCUCUCAGUGUGAGAAGACGUUUAAUCAUUUAGGUUCCUUAAAAACCCACGAGAGAGUUCAUACUGGAGAAAAACCUUACGUCUGCUCUCACUGUGGAAAGAGAUUCACUGAUCCAUCUCAUGUUAGAGUCCAUCUGAGAGUUCACACUGGAGAGAAACCUUAUCACUGUAAUGUCUGUGAGAAGAGUUUUAAUCAAAGUAGCAGUUUAGUGAAACACCAGAGAACUCAUACGGGUGAAAAACCUCAUCAGUGUAGUGUUUGUGGGAAGAGUUUCAGUCAACAUGAACAUUUAGUGAAUCACCAGAGAACUCAUACAGGUGAAAAACCUUACAAAUGCUCUCAGUGUGAGAAGACGUUUGCUCAGUCAGCUCAAUUAAAAGUCCAUCAGAGAGAUCACACUGGAGAGAAACCUUACCAGUGUGAUGUUUGUGGGAAAGGUUUUAAUCAAAGUGGCAGUUUAGUGACGCACCACAGAACUCAUACAGGUGAAAAACCUUACAAAUGCUCUCAGUGUGAGGCGACGUUUGCUCACUCAAGUACCUUAAAAACCCAUGAGAGACUUCAUACUGGAGAGAAACCUUACAAAUGCUCUCAGUGUGGGAAGACGUGUACUCAAGCAGGGCAAUUAAAAGUCCAUCAGAGAGUUCACACUAGAGAAAAACUUUAACACUGCUUGAUCUGUGGAGAGAGAUUCGCUUUAUUAGGAAGUUUUCAGACUCAUCAGAAGAAACAUACUGAAAAGUGGUGUUAGAUCAACACCAAAUGGCUGAAUCCAGAGGGAACUAUAUAAAAAAUUUUUAAUUCUGGUGAAAAUCAACCUCUAAAAUAUUUCUUAAGAGUUCACAUCUACAGUAUUGUUCAAAAUAAUAGCAGUACAAUGUGACUAACCAGAAUAAUCAAGGUUUUUAGUAUAUUUUUUUUAUUGCUACGUGGCAAACAAGUUACCAGUAGGUUCAGUAGAUUCUCAGAAAACAAAUGAGACCCAGCAUUCAUGAUAUGCACGCUCUUAAGGCUGUGCAAUUGGGCAAUUAGUUGAAUUAGUUGAAAGGGGUGUGUUCAAAAAAAUAGCAGUGUGGCAUUCAAUCACUGAGAAAUCAAUUUUGUGAAGAAACAGGUGUGAAUCAGGUGGCCCCUAUUUAAGGAUGAAGCCAACACUUGUUGAACAUGCAUUUGAAAGCUGAGGAAAAUGGGUCGUUCAAGACAUUGUUCAGAAGAACAGCGUACUUUGAUUAAAAAGUUGAUUGGAGAGGGGAAAACCUAUAAAGAGGUGCAAAAAAUGAUAGGCUGUUCAACUAAAAUGAUCUCCAAUGCAUUAAAAUGGAGAGCAAAACCAGAGAGACGUGGAAGAAAACGGAAGACAACCAUCAAAAUGGAUAGAAGAAUAACCAGAAUGGCAAAGGCUCAGCCAAUGAUCACCUGCAGGAUGAUCAAAGACAGUCUGGAGUUACCUGUAAGUACUGUGACAGUUAGAAGACGUCUGUGUGAAGCUAAUCUAUUUUCAAGAAUCCCCCGCAAAGUCCCUCUGUUAAAAAAAAGUCAUGUGCAGAAGAGGUUACAAUUUGCCAAAAAACACAUCAACUGGCCUAAAGAGAAAUGGAGGAACAUUUUGUGGACUGAUGAGAGUAAAAUUGUUCUUUUUGGGUCCAAGGGCCACAGGCAGUUUGUGAGACGACCCCCAAACUCUGAAUUCAAGCCACAGUACACAGUGAAGACAGUGAAGCAUGGAGCAUGACAUGGGCAUGUUUCUCCUACUAUGGUGUUGGGGCCUAUUUAUCGCAUACCAGGGAUCCUGGAUCAGUUUGCAUAUGUUAAAAUACUUGAAGAGGUCAUGUUGCCCUAUGCUGAAGAGGACAUGCCCUUGAAAUGGUUGUUUCAACAAGACAAUGACCCAAAACACACUAGUAAACGGGCAAAGUCUUGGUUCCAAACCAACAAAAUUAAUGUUAUGGAGUGGCCAGCCCAAUCUCCAGACCUUAAUCCAAUUGAGAACUUGUGGGGUGAUAUCAAAAAUGCUGUUUCUGAAGCAAAACCAGGAAAUGUGAAUGAAUUGUGGAGUGUUGUUAAAGAAUCAUGGAGUGGAAUAACAGCUGAGAGGUGCCACAAGUUGGUUGACUCCAUGCCGCACAGAUGUCAAGCAGUUUUAAAAUACUGUGGUCAUACAACUAAAUAUUAGUUUAGUGAUUCACAGGAUUGCUAAAUCCCAGAAAAAAAAAUGUUUGUACAAAAUAGUUUUGAGUUUGUACAGUCAAAGGUGGACACUGCUAUUUUUUGAACACACCCCUUUCAACUUAUACCCCAAUUGCACAGCCUUAAGAGCGUGCAUAUCAUGAAUGCUGGGUCUUGUUUGUUUU